This is a messenger RNA of Actinia tenebrosa (Australian red waratah sea anemone), 1431 nucleotides long. RefSeq lists its product as uncharacterized. NCBI's taxonomy places the organism in Eukaryota, Metazoa, Cnidaria, Anthozoa, Actiniaria, Actiniidae. The record is from RefSeq and is a predicted model, not a curated record.
AUAGUCAGCUUGAUCCUUCUAAGAAUCGAUGAGUUUCCCUUCAUUUGUUGACUGCAAGACUUGAAAGACUGAAAGGGAGAAGAGGACUGACAGCAGAAGUCAACCGCUGAAAAUGAGAUUUUGAAGUAAAUACUAUCACAAGGCAAGUCAACCAAGUCUCGUAAUGAAGAGGUUUCCUUUGAGGUGCAGUUUUAUUCUGUUAUGCUACAUAUUGCUUCAAAGAAAUAACAAAGUCGAGGCUUACAUAACCCGAACAGCAACACAUUGUUCGUCUGUACUGAGUACAAUAAACGACCAUGCUUUACUUGCAAAUGCCUUCAGCGUUCAAACGACCGCUGAUUUCUUUGCCUGUGCACAGAGUUGCUUGGGAGACAGUCGAUGUAUGUCAGUGAACUUCCACAGCGUUUCCAAUAACGGUCUUUGUGAGAUGAACACGGAUUAUGUUGACGGUGUUUUGGAGCAAUGUACUCGUCUGUACUAUAGGAAGGACUCUGUUUUUGGACAGCUUGUUAAUGUGUCGGAUCCAGUUUUUCAACCUGAAAUCGAAAAACCAGAACGCAAAGAAUAUUUCUUCACCACGCUCGGAGCCUCAGGACGUAUUGGCCCUACGAAUACCACCAAGUACGAUGGAACCCUUUUGGAAGGGAAAGUGACGUUGAGUGACGGAAUCCAGCUCUGGACUGUCCCUCAAACAGGAGACUACGUCAUUGAAUCAUUUGGCGCUUCCGGUGCUAACGGGACGUGUUUGGGAGAAACGAAUUGUACCGGGAAGGAAUGGAGACUAGGGGGUCUGGGAGCUGUAAUGAAAGGCACAUUCAAUUUGAGCAAAGGGACUAGGCUUAAGAUAUUGGUUGGUCAAGAAGGAUCACGAACAGAAAACUUUGGCACAAGACCCGGGGGAGGAGGAGGUGGGACAUUUGUCGUUCGUUAUGAUAACACUCCGCUAAUUAUCGCCGGAGGGGGAGGGGGAGGUGCACAACCGAAGUCGUCAGUCUGUCUUGACGGUGGUCCCGGGCUGGUAGGUGAAGAUGGGGGAGUGUGUGGAGGUUCAGGUGGUAAUGGGGGUCUUCAGUGUGAUGAAAUGGGAAGACCAGGGGCUUCCCUGGCUGGUGGUACCGGAGCAGGUUUCAACACCGAUGGCCUGGGCUUUCAGGCCUUUCGCCCUGGUAGCUAUAGCUUUAUCAAUGGGGGUAAAGGAGGAGUAGGACCUGCCGAUGUACAGGGCGCGUUUGGCGGAGGAGCGUUUGGUUUACAACAGCCUGGAGGGGGAGGAGGGUACUCGGGAGGGGGGCUGAUGGGAACGUCUGAUACCGGACAGGCUGGUGGAGGAGGGUCGUAUAACAACGGCACUAAUCCAUCUAAUAAAGAGGGGGCUAAUAAAGGAGAUGGAAAGGUUAUAAUUACUUACCAAUAAGGGUUUAGAAUUAUCUU